Messenger RNA from Penicillium taxi, 207 nucleotides. RefSeq lists its product as uncharacterized. The transcript has a single exon. NCBI's taxonomy places the organism in Eukaryota, Fungi, Ascomycota, Eurotiomycetes, Eurotiales, Aspergillaceae. Bases 1 to 207 code for a protein of 68 amino acids. The record is from RefSeq and is a predicted model, not a curated record.
AUGGACUCCGUAUUCCUUCAGGGUUUUUCUGGAUCCCCGGCAUCGGCGACCUCAACUCCCGAGGCAUGGGCUUCGUUCGGACGCCAUGUCCCUCCAGAUCGGACCGAUGAGAUUCGAUCGUUGACUCUGAUUGAUCCAUCUGUCGUUCAAUGGCUCGGCAAUUUAAUGUCCGCCCCGGUGGCUUCGAUGACCCGAGAAAUCAAAUAG